This is a messenger RNA of Pseudozyma hubeiensis SY62, 858 nucleotides long. Its product is annotated as potential heme/steroid binding protein. Lineage: Eukaryota; Fungi; Basidiomycota; Ustilaginomycetes; Ustilaginales; Ustilaginaceae. The transcript has a single exon. The record is from RefSeq and is a predicted model, not a curated record. Gene Ontology annotation, molecular function: heme binding. Bases 1 to 858 code for a protein of 285 amino acids.
AUGACUGCAGCAGCUUCAUCAGCAGCCGAGCUGUCUGCGAUCAAUCUCGACAACAUUCGCCUGUCCACACACCCCGACGACGCGGCAGAUGAUUCGGACGCCGACUCCUUUGAAAGCGCCAAUGAUGGUCCGAGUAUUUCAGUACAGCAUGACGACGAACCGCCCGCAUUCCCCAGCUUGAACAGUGCUCAAAGACAAAGUUCGUCGUCCAAAUCUAGUACUGCCCAAACGUCCUCGUCCACAAAGGCCGCCGCAUUUCUGAAUUCUGUAGCGCCGCGACCACUCCCGUCCAGCACGUUGAUGGCUCCGCCACCCUCAUUGGCUCCUCCUCGUAGCGGUGGUCUCGCUGCGCCCCCAUCAACAUCGGCUCUCACAGCACCUGCCGGUGUCGGGGGCGCUUCUGGCGCGAAAGCUUCGAGCGGCAAAAGCCGGAAGAAGGUAGCUCUUGCACCCGGCUGCAGUCCCCUAGACUGGGCCAGACUCAAGAACAGCACCGAUCUCAGAGGCGGCGUCACUUCCCUCUUGAGAGUCACGCCCUCCGAGCUUAAAAAGCAUAACACGCUCGAGGACGCAUGGUCAGCUUUCUACGGCAAAGUGUACAACAUCACACCCUACCUCCGUUUCCAUCCGGGUGGUGAAGACGAAUUGAUGCGUUGCGCCGGUCGUGACGGCACCAGAUUGUUUGGUACGUUUCUACAAUGUGGCUACGAUAUCCAAAAAGCCUCAUUCACUGACUUCUCACGUCUGAUUUCGCAUCGUUCCCUCCGUUCGGGUCACACAGCUCUCACACAUUCGUGGGUCAACAUUGACUCGAUGAUCGAUACCGCCAUGGUCGGUAUCCUGACCAGCGAGACGUGA